AUGCUUCAUCUAGAAAUCGAAGUAUAAUCUUUGCAGUUCUAAAUAGAAAAAUAUUCAGAAUAAUGCAAAAUAAUCAUUCUUGAUGAAAAUGAAUCGAAAAUUUUGAUGUCUAAAAUAUUGAGUCAAUGUGCUAAUGUUUAAGAUAUUAAUGAAGUUGUUGAAUUUGAUUUUUAUUAUACGGAAAACCGAUAUUUAAAAAUAAUGGUCCAAGAUUGCAAAAUAUGCUAUGGUGAAGCAAUACUGAAUUUAGGUUUUUACAUUGAAAAUAAUUUACCAUUGGUUAUUGAUAAAAUUCCUAUUCAUAAUAGAUAUGAUUAGGACGCUUAUAUUUAAGUGGGAUUGGCAUGGAACUAAUUAAAUUAAAGUGAAAAUAAAAGACUUGGAAACAAUCUGAGUAUAAUGAAUACAGAAAUACAAAAAAGUGAUGACUGGUUCAGGCAAAAGAGGGAAUGUCAACAUUCCCCAAUAGAAUAAAGAGGAGAAAAUUAAAAUCAUCACAGAGAAGACACUUUAAAAAAAUAUUAAGAAUAGCCAAGCAAUUUUGAAAGUCAUUCUAAGUACUCUGAAAUCGAUAAGCUAAUUGAGACUGAUACCAAUGUCAGACGAGUAUAAACUGUAAGAGUUUAGAAAGUUUGUUUGUCAUAGUAAAAAUCUAAGGAAGAAAAAUCAGAUUAGGAUUAUCCAACGGCUUUGAGAGAGAAUAAAUUUGUGGUGCCAGGCAAGAAUAAGACUAAAAAUGUAUAGAAUAAUGAAGAGAUCCUGAGAGGAUCAACUAAACCUAAGGCUAAUCCUAAAAAAAUAGAAUAAUUUGAUAAUUUCAAUUCAAGACCAACUUAAAAUGAGCAAUCUUUAUUGACAUCUUGUAGGUAAUUGGAGAUUGGAGAAUAGGAAGAUAAUUUCUUGUAAAUUUAGAAUUAGGUUUUAAAACAUUAGAAUAAAUUAAUGAAACAAUAGAAUGAAAAGUUGCAAGAAUAGAUUAGAAAGUCAGAAGCUGCUUUUAAUUUAUUAUCAGAAACAUAUACUGCUCUUCAAUCAGAUUACAAAAGAAUUUAGAUUCAAAAUUUAAAUAGUAAUUUUAAUAACUCAUUUAUUAAUGAAUUAAAUAAUUUAGCUGAUAAAAAUACUAAGGAAUUUUAAUAGAUUAAAAAGGAGACAGAAAUACUAAAAAAAGAAAUUGAGAUUCUCUUAAGAGAAAAUGAUAUUUUAAAAGAGGAGAAGGAUUAAUAAAAAAAAAAAUAUACUCAUGAAAUAUCUAAAUUGAAUGAAGAAUUAACUAAAAGUAAAAACACAGCUCUUGAAUUAUAAAAUGAAAAAAUUUAACUUUAAAACUAUAUUUAAUCUCAAAAGGAUUCAUAAAUAAAUCAAUAAUGUUAUAUUUGUCUUCAAAAGGAUGAAUUUAAACCAAACAAAGAUAAACUAUAGUAUAAAUCAAAUGUCUGUGCGGAGACUAUCCAGCAAACCAAUGAUGAGAAAGCAAGGACAAGGAAUUCUAAAUUACAGAUUGAUAAUUUGUUAAAGAAUGAAGGAAAGUAGAAAUUAAACCAAUUGUCAGAAUCAGAAUUACAAAGGUUGAUCUAGGAAUAUUCCAGUGAAUUAUAAAUUACUUUAAAAGAGAAUCAAUAAUUAAGUAUAGAUUUAAUGUAAUUAUAAGUACUGAAUUCCAAGAAAGACUAAAUUAGACUGGAGAGCUAUCAGAAGGAGUUAGAAAUAACAAAAAGGAUUGUCAAACUGAGUGAUCAGAGAUGUAGUUCAUUAGAGCAUUAAAUCAUAUAAUUGGAGAAGGCUGUUCUGAAUGGCAAAUAGAAUAUUGCUGAUAUGAUAAAUGCAGUGAUGGAAUGCGGAGGAUAAAAACUUUAGGAUCAAAUGGAAAGAUGUUUGGCAUUUAGAAGAAGUUUAAAAAUAGAUUGA
Paramecium tetraurelia is the source of this 1908-nucleotide messenger RNA. RefSeq lists its product as uncharacterized. The record is from RefSeq and is a predicted model, not a curated record. NCBI's taxonomy places the organism in Eukaryota, Ciliophora, Oligohymenophorea, Peniculida, Parameciidae. The transcript has 6 exons.